Molecule: messenger RNA, 1881 nt
Organism: Cryptomeria japonica (Japanese cedar)
Lineage: Eukaryota; Viridiplantae; Streptophyta; Pinopsida; Cupressales; Cupressaceae
Product: protein DETOXIFICATION 40
Exons: 9
Coding region: 116-1657 (513 amino acids)
Biological process (GO): xenobiotic detoxification by transmembrane export across the plasma membrane
Cellular component (GO): membrane
Molecular function (GO): antiporter activity; xenobiotic transmembrane transporter activity
Source: RefSeq, a predicted model, not a curated record
AAUCACUAUUAAUACCCAUUCAAGCCCUCCUUCUGUCAAGGUAAUCUUGAGGUUGAACACAGAUCUGAAGCCAAGGCUGCCCAAAACUUAAAAGACCCACAAAUUAUAGCUUAAGAUGGAGCCUGAAGUGCACAAGGCUUUGUUAGAAAGGGCUCCUAAAUCUGGGAAUGGCCAUGGCCACCCAGUGACUGAGAUUUAUACUUUAGAGAUGAUUUUAUGUGAUACCAAUCAGUCAUGGGCAAAGAGGAUGGGAGCAGCAACAUUAUUGGAAUCCAAGAUGUUGUGGAGGCUUGCAGCACCUACAGUUGUAGUUUAUAUGGUAAACUAUAUAAUGUGCUUUAUCACACAGUUAUUUUGUGGACGUUUGGGCAACCUGCAGCUUGCUGCUGCCUCUCUUGGGAAUACAGGAAUCCAAGUGUUUGCUUAUGGUCUCAUGUUAGGCAUGGGAAGUGCAGUAGAAACUCUAUGUGGACAAGCCUAUGGAGCAAAAAAGUAUGAAAUGUUGGGAAUAUACCUCCAAAGAUCUACACUCUUAUUGAUGGCAACCUCUAUUCCUCUCACAAUAAUCUACAUAUUUUCAAAGCCAAUCCUGCUACUUUUGGGUGAAUCUGAUAGAAUAGCAACUGCAGCAGCCAUAUUUGUGUAUGGUCUAAUCCCAGAAAUCUAUGCCUAUGCUGCUAAUUUUCCCAUCCAAAAGUUUAUGCAAGCACAAAGCAUUGUGGCACCUAGUGCUUAUAUUUCAUUCUUUACCAUCUUUAUCCACCUGAUUUUGAGUUGGUUGGCAAUUUACAAGAUGGGUUGGGGAAUUUUUGGAGCAGCAUUUGUUUUGAGCUUAUCUUGGUGGAUUAUUGUUAUAGCACAAUAUGCAUAUAUUGUGAAAAGUGACAAGUGUAAGCACACUUGGACUGGGUUUUCUCUUCAGGCAUUCCAUGGCUUGCCAUCUUUCUUCAAAUUAUCAGCUGCUUCUGCUGUUAUGUUGUGUUUGGAGACAUGGUACUUCCAGAUAUUGGUGCUCAUAGCUGGCCACUUAAAAAAUGCAGAAAUUGCAUUGGACUCAUUGGCUAUAUGCAUGGCAAUUUUGGGGUGGGUAUAUAUGAUAUCUGUUGGGUUUAAUGCUGCUGCUAGUGUUAGAGUAGGUAAUGAGCUUGGUGCUGGGAAUCCAAAAGCAGCAGCAUUUUCAGUGGCAAUGGUGACCAUGGUCUCCUUCUUAAUAUCAAUAAUUUUUGCCAUCAUUGUUAUUGUUCUAAGAAAUGUCAUGAGUUAUGCCUUCACUGAAGGGAAGGAAGUAGCAGAUGUUGUAUCAGAACUUGCUCCAUUUCUUGCUUUAUCCAUUAUUCUCAAUGGCAUACAACCAGUACUUUCAGGUGUGGCCGUUGGUUGUGGAUGGCAAGCUCUUGUGGCUUAUAUAAAUGUAGGUUGCUACUAUAUCAUUGGACUCCCAUUAGGAUGCAUUCUUGGCUUCAAACUUGAUCUUGGAGUGAAGGGAAUUUGGUCAGGGAUGCUAGGUGGAACAACAUUACAAACUAUAGUUUUGUUGUUCAUCACUUUCAAAACAAAUUGGACCAAAGAGGUGGAAAAAGCUUCUCAACGCUUGUCUACUUGGGAUGCUAAGACUCAAGAUACGAGUCAAGAAUGUACAACAAGUAAUAAGGCUUAGGAAGAACAUUUGCCUUAGAGAAUAGUUAUUUGAACCUUUUCUAUGAGGAAGAGACUAUUCUUGGAUGUCUUGUCUUGUGUAUUUGAAAAAUAACAAGGAUGUAUUUUUAUGAUAAUUUGAGGUAAUUUGGAUGAUUAAUAUUUAAAUAUAAUUUUAUAAAGGUUUUGAAAUAUAAAUUUAACUAUUUAGGAGAAGAAUAUAUCAAAAAUGUCUCAAUCUAUGAG